Molecule: messenger RNA, 4376 nt
Organism: Haliotis rufescens (red abalone)
Lineage: Eukaryota; Metazoa; Mollusca; Gastropoda; Lepetellida; Haliotidae
Product: protein FAM184A-like
Exons: 5
Coding region: 615-1856 (413 amino acids)
Source: RefSeq, a predicted model, not a curated record
UUAUGUGGAGGCUAGAAUGGGAUUUGUACAUGUCGUUUUGCAAGGGUAUUUAGUUGUGUUUACCGGCUACUCUCGGAGUGCUGUACUCUUUCAAUAGGUUAUGUUUACGCGCGUCACCAGCCUAUGGACACUUUUACCGGCUUCACCAAUUAUAGCACAGCUAGCUACCUGUGAUUUUAUCUGUGGGAAGUUGGAUCAUGUCACUUUACGUUGUUGAGAAAAGGUAAACACGGACAGGGCAGACGACCAAGUCAAAUCCAGAUGUAUUGAUUAAUUUGUUUACCAAAUCACUCCCAGACAGAGUAAAGGUGUUGGACUACAGAACUUUGACAGCCUUGGUCGUCCCAACGUGGUGGUGCAGCAGACGACACAGAUCGCCUGCCUCCAGGGCAGACGACACAUAGAUCGUCUGGUGCCGGGGGACAGAAGAGAGUAGACACGACAAGUUCUAUGUCGCCUAGCUGAGACACGUUCGUCUCCACACACCCGCAGUCUCAGUUAUGGAGUUCGGCUGAAGAUCACUGAAGAAGGUGCAGGAGUGUCACGGAGAAGGGCAUGUUGUUGUUUGACGACGGAAUAACGGCCCCGGUGUUGUGACAGACGAAGAGGACAACAUGGAGAAGCAGAGGAGGAGUUUCGAGUUCCGGAUGUCAAAGAAGGUGGCAGAGCUGACGCAAGUCGUGCACAUGCUCUUCACGCGCAAUCAUGAAAAGGAGGUUGAAAUUGAUGCUGUGAAGGAAGCAUAUGAGUUGGAGAUCCAGAACAUCAUAGAAGACGCCGGAAAAAGGUUGUCGACCCUGCAGUCAGAUUUGGAAGACAUGCGAUCCCGGGCUGGAGACGAGGGCGAGAAGAUGCGAGAGAUGAUGAAACAGGAGUACAUGCUGCGGGAGGCGGAACUCGCCAGGAGGCUGGCGGACAGCGAGCAACAUUUGGUCGACGAGAGGAAGGAGUGCCAGAACAUCCGGGACCUUCUCAUCAACGCCCAGAAGGACAUUGAGCAGCUACGCCAUGGAGUCGCAGAACAACUUAACUUAAAAUCAGACGAGAUAGCAAAGCGAGACCGAGAGAUUGAACGGUUGCGCAAACAAGUGGCACUUCUUGAAAAGGGAAUGAAGGUUUCGGAGAAGGAGACAAACUCGGCUGUCAGAGAUUUCGAGAAGAGCAAUGAGAAGUUGGAGACUGAGUUGACUCACAUGCAUGAACUGUUGGAAGAAAGUCAUAGGGUCAAGGAUCAGUUGUUGGCCAAGGUCAAGGUAUUGGAGACUGAGUUGAAAAAUCUGAAGCGAGACUUCAACAGACGCGUCACAGAAACUGUGGCUAGUCAAGUAAACAAGAUGCCCCGCAGUGCGCCGUCUUAUACAAACCACAACGAGGAGCUGGAGCGACUACGCCGGGAAAUACAGCGUUACCGCCUGGAACUCAGCAACAGAGACUCCAACUUCAACCGUGUGUUUACCACGCAACAGCCGGUCAUUGUGGAUCCGAGGAGCGCUAAGUCCGGAGCAGGACAGUCACCUCAACCUAACAAAUCUCUCAAUCGCAGCCAAAGCAACCUCAGCCAUGGUCAGUCAGGGUCUGUGAUUCAAAAUGGACUUGGCCAGCCAGUGUUGGUAAACGGGUACACAAAACCCGGCUCUCGGAACCACAGAAACACCGCAGUCCCCACAGGCAAACCCCACUUCUCCAGUACCAUACAAACGUACUACGAGGAGCUGAACCCAAGCCCACGGCCAAACUCGGCUUCCAGUCAGUUGCCAUCCAUAGCUUCCACAACGUCUUCCGCCGAUGGAAGGUCAAGGUCACAGAAAUUUUCCAAGCCGAGGCCGCUUCCAAAGGAAAUGCUCUUUUCAAAAUGACACUAUAGGACAAGGUAGUUACCACUGAACGAAUGGCACUUACUGUGACAUACUGCGCAUUUGAAGACUUCAGUGAGUCCAGUCAGGAGGGGCGUUGUAGCACUUGACAAGGAUGAAUAUGUCCGUCACAGAAACUACUGUUUGUGUCGGGUGACGUCAUAGCUAUAGAGUUAUGUCGAAGCAUACGAGGAUUAAUGUUGAUAUCCAAAAAGCAGUACUGUGAUAAGUAUGUACUAUUACUAGUAUGUCGGACACUGUUAUGAACAUACCAUGACGGCCAUUUCUGUGACGCUAUACACUGAUACAAUGCCAUACGCUCGUGAUGCUAUUCCCUGUGACAUUGUGACACUAUGUCAAGUGCUACUAAGCCAGACCCCACUGUGACGCUAUUCACUUCUGUGAUACUAUGCCAGACCACAAUGACGUUGUGAUGCCACGUCACUCGCCACUGGGACGUCUUCACUGUGGGGCCAAGUCCGACAAAAACUGUUCAAUGUGAUAUCACGACAAACACUACUGUGACGUCAUUUACUGUGAUACCACGUCACACGCUACUGGUCCGAUAUUCAUGAUAUAACACACCAUGUGACGUCAUUCAAUGUGAUACCACGUCAGCUGUUAUUCUGGUAGGCACCGUGAUCUCAACCUCUGUUGUCUCGAAGAUAGUUCAUCACAAGAAACCAGUGUAAACUUACGAUGCCAAUGACUUCUCUACUUGACUGUAAGACAGAAAACAAAAUCAGAAAUACAAAUGCUAUACAAAACAAGUCUAUUACAUGUAAUGGUACACUUAUGGAUUUUAUUUAAAAUAAAUAUAUGUUUUUAUUCAAAUUGUUGCCAAAAGGGAAUUUGAUCAAGUUUACAAUGAAGGAGAUUGCCUGUAAGCCCCCAUAGUAUUCCAAGAGUAUUCAAUACAUUCUGAACAUGAGCCCUGUAUGAAUCCUGUGUGAGGCUACGAACAUCACAAUUUUUCAAUACUCUUCUCAUUGCUGAGACUCAAAAUUUCAAAGCCUUUGUGAUUAAAUGUGUGAUUAUUUCGGAGAUUCUGAAACAAUUAUUGUUUUGUGACUUCUUUGAGAGGCAUUCAGAAAUUGGAGUUCUAAGUAAGGAUGCCAUAUAUGGUUAACAAUUUCUUUAUUACGGUUAGGCGCGACGUUUCUGUGGAGGUUCUAACACCGUCAACACUUGCUUGAUAACGGUGUUCGAACCUCCACCGAAGCGUCGCUCCUAAUUGUAAUAAAGAAAUUGUUCAUCCAUAUAUUGUAUCCUUACUUAUUGUUUUGUGUUUUAUGACUAGAUGGUGUUUUCGCGCGUGAUGCCUAAAUUCGUUCUAUGUGUGAGGUCCAAUAUGUCAGCAAUCGCUCACCAACACUAUCGUAAUAUGUCCCAUUUCAAGCACGGAAACAGCCUUUUGAAAACUUGCGUUUGGUAGUGGCGUUAUAUUUGUUGAAAACAUAUCGCCACAUGAGUAAGUUAUGUUGUUCAAAGAGGUUAUGGUUAUGCCUAUACCUUACCGAUCACCGACACUGUGUGACAUUAACAUUAAAAUCCACAUCCGAUAUCUUUUGAUAUAAAUACAGGUGGAAAGGGGUUAUCAGAAUUUAUCCUCGGUUGCUUAACAAAUACGUCAUUGUAUCCCAACUGCGUGGAUCGAUGCUCAUGAUGUUAAUCACUGGAUUGUCUGGUCCAGACUCGAUUAUUUACAGACCGCCGACAUAUAGCUGGAAUAUUGCUGAGUGCGGCGUUAAACAACAAACCAAACCAAAAAUACGUUAUUGGCUACAUCCAGCUGUCAAGUCUGGACGUCAUGCCCCGCAUCCGAGUGUUGAAUGUACACCGAUGUGUUGAUGUUAUUGAGCAAAUUGAUCAGAACUAUUGCUGCCUCAUGAUUCAACCGUGUUUGGUCAAUCAGGUGAUGAUCAUCCACUGGUCUAGUGCAUUUAAUUUCGAUGAGCUACAACAUAAAAAAACAUCAUGAUAAACUGCCUUUGAAGUAUCGGGAAGCAUCGAUAGUUUCGGUUCAAACUGUGUUUGACUGUUAGAUCUCAGCAUGCAAUUUGUGUCUCGUUCAUGCACCUAAUAUUAAAACGCCCAGAUCGCCAUGCGGUAAUGUCACUGACUGAUGUCACGAUACGUAAUCACACAUGCAGGACAGUCUUGUAUUAGGCUUAUACUGCAAAAAACAUCGUAACAGUUAAUGCUCCUAUAAAUGUGACAGAAUGUUGUUUUUUAAUAAAAUGAGUCCAGAAAUAGAGUACAUACUAAAUUAUUGUAAUUUUGAGCAUAUUAAUGCGGAUGUGGUUGAGAGAUUGUUGAUGCAGUUUGCACUAAUUACCCUUCAAAAUACACUCGAUUGGAGUAACAGCUCUUCUAAGCUGUCAGUUCUGUCUCAACUUUCUGUUGAACUCAAUGACUGUGAAGCCUUAGUUCCUGUGUUUACGUGGCAUUUGUAAUGUCUUGGUAAUAAACCAACCACUAUUUUUGUACAUACUUGAUAUUUAUAUAAUAAAGCAUUUUUAU